UCAUAUAUUUGUUGUCGUGAUCCGGCUCUUUCCGGACCCCACGCAUAGCUUUAGUACACCGAGCUGCCCUUUUUACAUUUUCAAAAUAUCUUCAGUUCCAUUUUGGGGUGUGAAUAGAAUCUUUUCUUUUUUUCUUUAUGAUUUGUUUCUAUAACCUUUGGAUGUAUAGAUUCUAUUUGUACAGGUUAAGUCAUCCAUUUUCGGAGACUUGCAGAGUCAAGAAGUCAAAGUCUUUGUAAAAGAGUCAAUUGCAAGAAAAGCUAAUGUGAACAUUUCUUUUUUUCUUCACCUUUUUUUUUCCUAAUAAAUCUGAACCUUCUUAUAUGUUUGGUUGCACAUGUUUCAUCUUAACAAACUUUACAAAUAAACUUCAGCUAGUUUUUGUCUUAUUGCAGUAGGAUUCAAUAUGGCUUUGGCUUCUUUUUCUUUUAUUUGUUUCCUUUUAUCUCUUCUUCUUAUAUUAGUUCAGGCAAAGGGAAGAAAUGAUUCAACUUGUCUAAAGUCCUUUUCAUGUGGAAAUUUUACUAACCUGAGCUUUCCGUUCUCUCUUUCCGCACAACCUGAGUGCGGAAUACUGCGCAUGUCUGGUUGUGAUGAUAAGCCAUUUCCGAAAAUCCGCCUGCUUCCUGGACGAGAUUGGUACUAUGCUUUACAGCAGCAUGAUUCAUCAGUUUGGCUUGGGGACCAGAAACUUAAAACAACUUUGACGCAACACAAGUGUCAGGCGUUUAACAAAAAUUUCUCCCUUCCAAACUCACCUUCUAUCUCUUUCAAUAUGAUUAAUAUUAACAACUUCAUCAAAUGCAGCAGUACCCAGAAGAAGAACGAUCGCUUUGCUGGAUAUAAUAUGUACAAUGGCUGUGAAGGCUUUAGCAUAUACUACAAGCUAACCCGUGAUGAUGAUAAAAACAUAGAAGCACACAAUCUUCCUACCAACUGUUCACUUAUCAAAUUACCAAUUCACGCAAAUGAUGGUGAUUUGUUCAACAGGUUAGGUCCCGAAUUUCUAGUAGAAUGGAAACUGUCCGAUGCCUGUAGCAAAUGUCACCAUGAUGGAGGUCGAUGCCAGACUGAUAAAACCAACAAAUUUUAUUGUAACAUUGUAGGUACAAAAACACCUACAAGUCGUACCGAUCACAGAACAGAAACAAAAAAGAUGAUUCUGGGCACAGUCUUUGGUGGAGUAGGAUCGGUGAUUAUAACUUCUUUAGUUGUCUACUUCAUCUGGCAUUACAAGAAGAGGAAGAUUAGUUCACCCCACUUCCUCUCGACAAGGAGAUUGUCAGAUGUUUUUAAUCACGAUGUUGAGGGAGGCAGUAUAUACUUUGGCGUCCCAGUCUUCUGUUAUUCAGAACUUGAAGAAGCCACGAAUGAGUUCAGUUCCUGUAGAAUACUCGGAGAUGGAGGCUAUGGAACUGUUUACUAUGGAAAACUUAAGGAUGGACGAGAGGUUGCUGUAAAGCGCCUCUACGAGCACAACUGCAAGCGAAUGCAGCAGUUUGUAAAUGAGAUUGAGAUCCUUACCAGGCUAAGGCACAUUAAUCUUGUCACCCUCUAUGGAUGCAAUUCAAGGCGCAGCCGCGAACUACUCCUAGUCUAUGAGUACAUUCCUAAUGGAACUCUUGCUGAUCACCUUCAUGGUGACAGAGCGAAGGAGCGAUCACUCACUUGGCCAAUCCGCAUGAACAUUGCCAUAGAAACUGCUGGUGCAUUGGCUUACUUGCAUGCUUCUGACGUAAUACACUGCGAUGUGAAGACUAAUAACAUACUCCUUGAUCACAACUUUAGUGUUAAAGUUGCAGAUUUUGGGAUUUCAAGGCUCUUCCCAAAUGAUGUCUCUCAUAUUUCAACUACACCCCGGGGUACUGCUGGCUAUAUCGAUCCAAAGUACCACGACUGUUACCAGCUGACUAGUAAAAGUGACGUCUAUAGCUUCGGGGUGGUCCUUAUUGAGCUCAUUUCAUCAAUGCCAGCUGUGGAUAUGAAUAGGCAUAGCCAAGAGAUUAAUUUGUCUAACUUUGCAAUAAACAAGAUCAUAAAUUCUUCAUUUCACGAGUUGAUCGAUCCAUCCCUGGGGUUCGAUUCAGAUGCCAAGAUUUGGGAAAUGUCUACUUCAGUGGCAGAGCUGGCUUUUCUGUGCUUGAAGACAGAUAGGAACAUGAGGCCUAGUAUGGUUGAAGUUCUGGAUACUCUAAAGGAAAUUCAGACGAGUGAAUUUAACACUGAGAAGAGAGCUAAAAUAGUUGCCGCACCUUCUUUCCCUGAAUCAGAAGAGACGUUAUUGCUGAGAAAAGCUAAAUCACUACCUUCACCAAAUUCUCUGACUGGUAAAUGGAUUACUUCCUCCGAUAUAGCUAGUACGAAAUAGUUCUGUACCCCGUCCUUUGUUAUUGAUGUAGAUUUCGAUAGACUACGAAUGUACUACUGUGAGAAGUUUCUUGAGCUAUGUAUAUACAAGUGAAAGUAAUUUAACAUU
This is a messenger RNA of Capsicum annuum, 2476 nucleotides long. RefSeq names its product LEAF RUST 10 DISEASE-RESISTANCE LOCUS RECEPTOR-LIKE PROTEIN KINASE-like 1.1. The transcript has 4 exons. Gene Ontology annotation, biological process: protein phosphorylation. Gene Ontology annotation, molecular function: ATP binding; protein kinase activity. NCBI's taxonomy places the organism in Eukaryota, Viridiplantae, Streptophyta, Magnoliopsida, Solanales, Solanaceae. The record is from RefSeq and is a predicted model, not a curated record. The coding region runs from base 407 to 2368 and encodes 653 amino acids.